This is a messenger RNA of Quercus robur (English oak), 1253 nucleotides long. RefSeq lists its product as uncharacterized. The record is from RefSeq and is a predicted model, not a curated record. The transcript has a single exon. Gene Ontology annotation, molecular function: cyclase activity. The coding region runs from base 222 to 1094 and encodes 290 amino acids. Gene Ontology annotation, biological process: sesquiterpene biosynthetic process. Lineage: Eukaryota; Viridiplantae; Streptophyta; Magnoliopsida; Fagales; Fagaceae.
ACAAACAGUGAUAUGAGACUUGCAUUCUGGGAUUUCAACUCUAGGUAAAAGGUGACAAUCUGACAUAUCAGUGUCUGUUUUCUAAAUCGGAGUGGAGGGAUUUAGCAUUCUGGGAUCAUUUAGGAUUGGCAUCAGUGUAGACCGUCCCAGUGGUUUGUAGGCUUUUUGAUUUAGAACUUCUGAAAUCCUAGAGAUUCGUAAAACUCAAAUUUAUCUGUAAAAUGAUUCCAACUAGUAAUGGGGGAGACUUAAUGGAAGUUCAAGAAGACUUGGCCUCAAGUUCGACCCCGUAUCAUACGGCCAAUGGAAAUGGUGCUCUUCAAAUUUCAACAUCCCGAAAGGGACCGCUAAGUGAUGAAAAUCCUAGAAGAGGGAAUGCGGGCAGGUUAUCAAUUAUUCCCAGUAAUUUAGCUUCCCCAUCAGCUAAAGUUCAGCAUAUUGCAGAGGAAAAUGAUGAAAUCCCACGAUCUGUACCUUCUUCCAGUAGUCAAGGUUUCCAAAAACGUUUCAGAGGGAUUCUAGCUAAGAAAAUUAAUUGGGAGUCCCUGAUGACAAUCGGUAAAGAAUGGAUCAAGAAACCUUUAAACAUGGUUCUUUUUUUAUGGAUAAGCUGCGUUGCUGUUUCAGGAGCAAUCCUAUUUCUCGUUAUGACAGGUAUGUUAAAUGGUGCCCUGCCAAAGAUGUCACAGAGAGACACCUGGAAUGAGGUCAAUAAUCAAAUUCUCAAUGCUCUUUUUACUCUCAUGUGUCUGUAUCAACACCCAAUGUUGUUCGACCACCUUGUGCUUCUGUGCAGAUGGAAGCCUAAGGAUAUCCCUGCACUCAGAAAUAUAUACUGCAAGAAUGGCACUUACAAGCCAAAUGAAUGGGCCCAUAUGAUGGUGGUAGUUGUGUUACUCCAUGUUAGUUGCUUUGCUCAGUAUGCCUUAUGCAGCCUAAACUUGGGAUACGAAAGAUCCAAUCGACCUGCUGCGGGUGUCGAUAUCUGUCUGUCUGUUGGAAUUGCUGCCCUAGCUAUAGCAUUUGUGUAUUACAUUUUAAGCCCCCUUGGAAAGGAGUAUGUCUCUGGAGUUGAUGAAGAAGCACAGAUUUAGCCUCUUACUAAUGGCACUAGUUGGUCCAGCCAACUAACAAUGAAGUCGUUAGAAAAAAGAUUUUCAUUUGCAUCGAGAAAUGAGCAGAGGAUUAUUGAGUAGGCACCCAAAUGGAGAGGGGCCUAUUUGAUAUUUGGGAUGAUAUUUCUUUUUUUUUUU